Molecule: messenger RNA, 2781 nt
Organism: Pochonia chlamydosporia 170
Lineage: Eukaryota; Fungi; Ascomycota; Sordariomycetes; Hypocreales; Clavicipitaceae
Product: heat shock protein 78, mitochondrial precursor
Exons: 1
Coding region: 1-2781 (926 amino acids)
Biological process (GO): cellular response to heat
Cellular component (GO): cytosol; cytoplasm
Molecular function (GO): ATP binding; ATP hydrolysis activity
Source: RefSeq, a predicted model, not a curated record
AUGACUUCCCGAAUGGACUUUACAGACCGGGCCCAAAAGGCGGUUGAAGAUGCUAUGAACCUGGCUGAGCAGUAUGGACAUUCACAGCUUGUUCCAGUCCAUCUUGCAGUCGCACUUUUGGAACCCCCGAUCGACCUCUCCAAGGACCAGCAAAAUGGCCCUCAAAAUACCACAGUCACACUCUUCCGACAAGUCAUCGAGAGGGCUCAUGGUGACCCUCAACUCUUCGACCGCGCUUUGAAGAAGACAUUAGUCCGACUUCCGAGCCAAGAUCCCCCGCCAGAGCAAGUCUCUUUAGCGCCUUCCUUUCAUGCUGUCUUAAGGAAAGCCAUGGAAUUGCAGAAGGUCCAAAAGGACUCGUACAUUGGCGUGGAUCAUUUGAUCAAUGCUCUGGCCGAUGACACCUCAAUGCAGGCACCAUUGAAAGAAGCCAGCAUCCCAAAACCCAAAUUGGUUCAAGACGCCGUCCAAGCCAUCCGAGGCACAAAACGAGUUGACAGCAAGACCGCCGACACUGAACAAGAGAAUGAGAAUUUGGCAAAAUUCACCAUCGACAUGACUGCCAUGGCUAGGGACAAGAAAAUCGACCCCGUCAUUGGCCGUGAAGAAGAGAUUCGUCGCGUCAUCAGAAUUUUGUCCAGACGCACAAAGAACAAUCCGGUGCUCAUCGGAGAACCUGGUGUUGGCAAGACUACCGUUGUGGAAGGUCUAGCUCAGCGUAUUGUCAACCGAGAUGUUCCUGACAACCUGAAACACUGCAAGUUGUUGUCUCUCGAUGUUGGUGCGCUUGUUGCCGGCAGCAAGUUCCGUGGUGAAUUCGAAGAACGAAUGAAGGGAGUCUUGAAGGAGAUUGAAGACUCCAAGGAGAUGAUUGUACUUUUUGUUGAUGAAAUCCACUUGCUCAUGGGAGCUGGCUCUUCCGGUGAAGGUGGUAUGGACGCCGCCAACUUGCUGAAGCCAAUGCUUGCAAGAGGACAACUUCAUUGCAUUGGUGCCACGACUCUGGCCGAAUAUCGCAAAUACGUCGAGAAGGACGCUGCCUUUGAACGACGAUUCCAACAAGUCAUUGUCAAGGAACCCUCCAUUACGGAGACAGUUUCCAUCUUGCGAGGUUUGAAGGAAAGAUAUGACAGACACCAUCGCGUCACUAUUCUUGAUAGCGCUCUGGUUGCCGCUGCCAACCUCGCGGCCCGAUACCUUACUUCCCGGCGGAUGCCAGACUCCGCCAUCGACCUUGUCGACGAGGCCGCCGCAGCUGUUCGCGUGGCUCGCGAGUCCCAGCCCGAGGUUAUCGACUCCCUUGAGCGCAAGCUCAGGCAGUUGAUGAUUGAAAUCGCUGCCUUGGAAAAGGAAAAGGACGAAGCAUCUCAAGUUCGUCUUCAACAGGCCAAGAAGGAUGCCAAGAAUGUUGAAGAGGAGCUCGAGCCCCUCCGAAUGAAAUACAAGAACGAAAUCAAGCGAGGCGAGGAGAUCCACCAAGCCAAGGUCAAGCUCGAUGAGCUGGAGAAACGUUUGGAGGAUGCUACAAAUAUGGGAGAUAUGGCAAAGGCUGCUGAUCUUCAGUAUGGAGCCAUUCCUGAUCUGCAAAUGGUCAUCAAGGAGCUUGAAGUGCGCAAGGCUGCCGCCGAUGCCGCCCUCAAUGCCGAAGAUGGUGACCCUGGAACAUCCAUGGUCACGGACAUUGUCACUGCCGACCAUAUCAACGAGAUUGUGGCACGCUGGACCGGCAUCCCUGUUACUCGCCUUCGCACUUCUGAGAAGGAGAAGCUCAUCAACAUGGAGAAGGUGCUCGGAAAGGUCGUUGUUGGUCAAAGGGAGGCAGUCCAAUCCGUUGCCAACGCUAUUCGUUUGCAGCGAUCUGGACUUGCCAACCCGAACCAACCUCCCAGCUUCCUGUUCUGUGGUCCGUCUGGUACUGGUAAAACACUUCUCACCAAGGCCCUUGCCGAGUUUCUCUUUGACGAUCCCAAAUCAAUGAUUCGAUUUGACAUGUCAGAGUACCAAGAGCGACAUGCACUCAGCCGUAUGAUUGGUGCUCCCCCCGGAUAUGUCGGUCAUGACUCUGGUGGUCAACUUACAGAAGCUUUACGAAGAAAGCCCUUCUCCAUCCUUCUCUUUGACGAAGUUGAGAAAGCUGCCAAAGAGAUUCUUACUGUGCUUCUUCAACUCAUGGAUGACGGAAGAAUCACUGAUGGUCAAGGCAGAGUUGUUGACGCCAAGAACUGCAUUGUGGUCAUGACUUCGAACCUGGGCGCCGAGUAUCUCACUCGCCCAGGCACCAAAGAAGGCAGGGUUGACACACCAACCCGCGAACUGGUCAUGAGCGCACUGCGCAACUACUUCCUGCCAGAGUUCUUGAACAGAAUCAACUCAGUCGUCAUUUUCAACAGACUUACACGCAAGGAGAUUCGCAAGAUUGUCGAUCUCCGCAUCGGCGAAAUACAGAAGCGUCUGGAGGAUAAUGGGCGCAAGGUCAGGAUUGACGUCUCAGACGAAGCCAAGGAUCACCUCGGCAACGCUGGCUACUCACCUGCCUAUGGCGCUCGUCCUCUUGCUCGCCUCAUCGAGAAGGAAGUUUUGAACAAGCUGGCCAUUCUCAUUCUCCGCAACAACAUUCGCGACGGUGAAAUUGCAAGGGUGGAGCUAGUUGACGACAAGAUCACCGUUUUGUCGAAUCAUCCCGAUAGCGAGAUGACCGACGACGAUGAUAUGUUGGAUGAUGAGGACGACGCCGUUGACGAGCUGGUUGGCGAUGACAUGGAUGAGGAUAUUUACGAUUAA